Messenger RNA from Moneuplotes crassus, 1587 nucleotides. The record is from the annotation of a GenBank genome assembly. NCBI's taxonomy places the organism in Eukaryota, Ciliophora, Spirotrichea, Euplotida, Euplotidae.
AUUGGAUAUAAAUUUUUGACAAAAUAAAAUGAGUGGAAACAACGGGCUCUUUGACUCUGAUGACGAAGACGACAUCCAGUAUAACCCUGACGAAGGUAGUGAUUAUGGGCAACCAGUCACAGCACCACCACCAGUUAGUGCGCCUCCACCUGUCACAGCACCUCCUCCAGUGUUAGCUCCACCACCAGUUUCAGCCCAUCACGUCUCAGCUCCGGCUCCAGUACCUGCAUCUCCUGCUGGCUACGAAGAAGAGAAAACACCGUCAUAUCCUCCAGUCGGAACUCCCAGUUCAGGCUUGGCUCCACCGCCUCCUCCUGCUCCAAGUCCAGCUCCAGUAAGUGGAACCACAAGCGCUCCGAUUCCGACUCCAGUGCCAGCAGCUCCAGCUGGGCUAGAAGAUGACUCGGUGUUUACAGUCACAGAUCCUGUGAACUCCGGCCACAUCAGCUACACUGUACGAGGCAGAGACGAAGACGGAGACUUCGAAGGCUCCAGAAGGUUCAACGACUUCUACCGCCUCAGAAGCUCCCUGGUCAACAGAUGGCCAGGAACCUUCAUUCCUGCGGUCCCAGCGAAGAAAGCAGUCGGAAACAAAGACGAUAGGUACAUCGAGCAUAGGAGACACUUCUUGCAAAGAUUCCUCAGGAAAGUGGGAGCUCUCCCUCAUAUUCUCAACUCAGAUGAGUUCAAGAUUUUCUCGAGACCGAGCGGAGACAUCGAGAAGAUGCUCAGCAUGCUCCCCAAGAUGACUCCCCAAGCCCUUGUCGAAAGGUACAAGACUGUCUUGUUCAUUGAUGAGUUCCCAGACGAGUUUUUGAUCAAGCAGUGUCGUGAAGUCAUCAACGAGUUCGGAGCUUUCUGAAAGAAAGUGCUUCCAACAUUGAAAGCAUUGAGAGAGACCACAGCCAAGAUGGUUCCGACCAGAGCCCAGCAGAACGCUAACUACAAAGGCCUCAUCACGAGCAUGGUCAAGUUCGAAGAAGAAGCCCUUUCACAGUACUGAGACUCGAACUACAACAGGUUCGUAGUUGGAGAUCCGAGCUGACCAGACCUCAAAGACAAGUGCGAGCAGCUUUCUGAAGAACUCAAGAACCCAUUUGGAGAGUUUCACAACUGGAUUCUCGGGGAAAUUUCAGACAUUGAAUGCUUGCAAGAGGCCAUCCACUGAAGAGACAAGUCGAUUCAGCAUAGAGCGAAGCUAGAGUCGAAGAAGAAGGCUAAUCAGAAGGAAAUAGACAGCCUCAACAAAGGCAAGAAGACCCUCAAAACUUUGUUCACAAGCAAGUCGGGAACCCAGACCAAGAUCACCACACUCUCAGCAAGCAUUUCACAGCUGGAGAAAGACAUCGAGGAGAUGGACAAGCUGGUCAAAAUGAUUGAAGUGCAUCUGGGAGAAGCAGUGAUCCCCCACUUCAAAGAGACCCAGAUGAAGCACUACUACGAAGUCUGCCAGAGGUUCGCAGUCAUGGAGAUUGAAGACAGCAAUAGAUCGGCGACUUACUGGGCCAAUUUCUUAGAAAACAGCAAUAUUAAGAUGACUUAAGCAAAGUUGAAAUAGAGCAUUUUCGAGUGGGUGGGUAUCGGUUG